GGCAGUGCGCUCGGAGCGCCAGUUUCGCGAUCGCUCCCCCUCUUUGUCUCUUCCAGAAGUGCUUCAGCAGCAUCGACCGCCAAGCGCUAGCGCAUUGCAAGAGGACAUCGGCCAGCUUCUUCGUUCGUCUGCCUCCUCUUGCUCCCACUUUGACUCUGGUCUUUCGUCUCGCUGGAAGAGAUAGGAGACAGGGGGCUAUCGCGACAGCGCGCGGAAGGAGGGGUACCGAUGCAUCAUCCUUCAAUGGCACCUAUCGGAGGAGCCGGCGGUGGAGUGGUUUCGCCCCCACCUUCCCUUGCUGCAGCGCCCGGAGCAGCGAUGCAGAGGCAGCAGUAUGCGCAACCACAAGCACCCCCGAGGGGGUUAGCGCAGCCUCAGCCUCCAGCGCCGGCCCCGCAGCAGGCCUAUCAGGGCACUCUCCCGCCUGGAACGAGGGUCCACGUUGGCGCGAUCACGGUCACUGUCAAACGCUACCUGAGCCAGGGCGGCUUUGCUCACGUAUACCUCGUGACGACGGAGCAGCCGAUUCCCAUGCCCGUUUCGUCCACUUCGGCUCCCUCAUCGACCUCGUCGAGUACCAGGGGUGAGACUACGCACGUUCUCAAGCGCAUGGCUGUGCCGGACAAGGAGACGCUGGCACUCGUCCGCAGCGAGGUUGAGAUUCAUCGCUCGCUACGUAAUCAUCCCAACAUCAUCUCAUUCAUCGAGGCUUCGGCGACCAAUCUGCAGGGCAGCGGGUAUGAGGUCUUCAUCCUUAUGGAGUUUGCCGCUGGUGGGGGCAUCAUCGACCUUAUGAAUGCACGGCUGCGGACGAGGCUGUCGGAACGAGAGGUUCUCAAGAUCUUUGGCGACGUGGCCAGCGGUCUCAGUGUCAUGCACCACAUGGAUCCUCCCUUGAUGCAUCGCGAUCUCAAGGUCGAAAACAUCCUCCUGGCACCUCCACCAAAGGAGAAUCCGGCGGCGGGGCCGACGUACAAGCUGUGCGACUUUGGCAGCUCCACCCCCAUUCUCUCGAGACGCGCCCCACGGUCUCUGGAAGAGGUCAAGCGACUGGAGGCCGACCUCAACAGGCACACGACGCUUCAGUACCGCGCCCCGGAGAUGGUCGACGUCUACCAGAGACGGGUCAUUGACGAAAAGGCAGACAUCUGGGCCAUGGGCGUGCUUCUAUACAAGCUUUGCUACUACACGACGCCGUUUGAGGAGAAUGGCGGUGGGCCUCUCGCCAUCCUCAAUGUCCAAUAUCGCUUUCCACCCAUGCCCCCCUAUUCGCAAAAGCUCAAGAAUCUCAUUGCCUCGAUGCUUCAAGAGCAAUCUUCGGCAAGACCGACGAUUGACCAGCUCAUCAUUUCAGUCCACCAGAUUCUCGGCACCAAGCCUCCAGCCUCGGCAGUGCACUAUGCUCAGCUGGCAACAAGCGGCAAGCAGAUGCAAGCGUUGCCAUCGGUCGUCUCGUCAUCGAGCCACUUGACUGGAUCGGCAGCGGCUGAUGCUGCCGCACUGGCAAUGGCGCAACAGAGGCAGCAAGCCGACCGAGCAGGUGCUGACGGCGUCGACAAGGACCUCAUUGCCAAAGGCCCUUCGGCAGCCGAGAGAAAGAGAGCAGAGGAGGAGGAGCUCAGGAAGAGGAGCGAAGGCAUCACGCCGAUGAGGAGAGGAAGACCGACGCGGGCGAACCAAACGGCGUCGUCCACAACUGCUUCGACUAGUACCCCUUUCUCAGCUGCCACUGGGAGCCAUUCUGCGGGCCAGACGAGAUCCAACAAAGAAAACGCCACGCCAGGGAGCGCCGAGAUGGGCUUCUCGGAUUCCUUUGCCCCGGCGCCUGCCACAAAGGCGGCCUCGCCCCCACCUUCGAAGCUUGCUCUCUCAUCGGCACCUGGGCCACCAUCGAGACCUUCAUCGUCGACGUCCGACGUGAGGCAACGAGAAACACCCUUGAACCACUCGCCCGCGCUACCAGGCUUUCGGACCCCGUCGCACGAUGCUGCCCGAAUAUCGCCCUUGCCUACUGCUUCAGCGGCACCAUUGGUGUCGAAAGGUCAAGAUGACGAAGCAUCUUCGCGAUUUCCCAGUGUGGAGGAGCUCGAUGCCAGGUAUGCGUCGCCACCUCCCAAGUCGUCGGUGCCACCAACGAGACGUUGGAAGGAAGAAGAAAACGAGCGAGAUCAGCGGACAUCACAGGCUAUCCCUAGGUCGAAGACGACAUCUAACGUCACCAUCCCUGGCCUAUCGAACCGACAGAGCCUCUCUGCCAUCGCUGGCAAGUUUGGUGGGACCAUCGGAUCGCCAGUCACCUCCCCACCGACAUCUUCAGCAACGGCCAUUCCUUCAGCAAACCACCAGGCGUCAUUUGACAAGCCGAGCGGAUCGGUCAUGAAGCGCUGGAAUCACGAGUCGUCAGCCUCCAUUGCCACUGCACCCAGCACCUCUGAUAGACGCUCUUCCUACCUCUCGGCCACCAGCACCUCUUCAUCGAAGAAGCUUCCACCGGCACCAGAGAUGGAAAGGCGGGCGCCUGCGCUCCCGCAACGACAGCCAAAGCCUAAAGAUUGGCUUACUGGCGACGAAAGCGUGGAAGACAAGCCGAAAGGUGACCAUGACACUUACAAAAGCCCUGCCCGCUAUGGUAGCCAAUCUGUUGGAGUUGAGAAGGUGCAGGAUCUUCGUGACGCGAGUGAGUCAAGUGGCGACGAAGAGGAAGGGCCAGAGGACCUCGACAAGCCUGCGGCUCGGGAGAGGGUGACGCCGACGCAUGUUGCGGGAAACAUCGUUUCACAACGACUCCAAGCGCGCAAGGACAGCGCACCAACGCUUCCUGCGCCAUCGAAGAAGCCGACGCUGCCGCCAGGCAAGAUCAGGCCUCCCGCUUGGAUCGAGGCGGAGCCAAGGAGCAGCGCAGUACCCAAGGAAGAGACGGAGGAGAGAGAGAAGAUGACGAGUGAUGCAGAGAUGGACAAGAUGGCCCAGGAAGCUGAGAAGGCUCUCGAGAAGUUCAUUGGAGCGGGUGCAAGCACCGACGAUGGACCAUCGCCCGUCUCAGGUGAUGUGACGACGGCCAAAGUCAGCGCACCGGCUCCUUCAUGGGACGAAGACGAUGAGGAGAUGCAAUUCAUUGCACCACCCGCGCUACAGGGCAAUGAUGCUGAAGUAUCGAAUCUUGUCGAGCUCGGGACGCCGGUUCAUAAAGCCCCUCCGGUCAAGACAUACGUCGAGGCUUCUACGUCGCCCAUGCCUUCGCCCGUCUCACGCGGUCCGGAGGAGCAGAAACCGUUGUCAAAGGAAGCGCCUGCCAAGCCUCCAGUCGUGGCCCCCAAGCCCACGCGCAAGAGCACAGCUCGCGAAGUGGCCGAGAUCAUGUCCAAGUACGAAGGCUUGACUACCGAGGAUCCAUCCUUGUCUUCGCCCUCGCAACCCGAGUCCGACAAGCUCAUUUCCUCGCCUUCUAUGGCAGCUAGUGUGAAUGGCCCGAAGCCUGAUGAGCAACCUGCUUUCGACAAGGUGCCGGAAGCCGGGCCAAAGCAACAAAGGAAAGAUUCUUUGUCCAGCACUUACAACGGCAGCGUUCCUCCAAAGCCAAGCAGCAGCAAGCCCUCGAGCUGGCAAGCUGCUACAAAACCUUCUGGCGCCGGGCAAUUUGCUCAUCUGAAGCCCUGGGAGAGGGAGGCGGCUGAGAAGGCGCAGGUCGAAAAGUACGGCUCGCUCCGGGACCAGGAUGAAGACGAAGGUGACGGGGAGCCCUCUUCUGCCCGCAUUUCGCGCAAGGGAGAAGCUCAAGAGCGGUUUACGGGCGUAUCGAACCUCAUCUCCCAGUGGCAGGCCAACGCACAAAAGGGUGCACCGGGAUGGGGGACCAUCGGAAGUCCUACCACUAAGAGUUUCGGAACGAAAGAAAGGAAGAAGUCUCAAGAUGAUUCUGGCGCCAUCGAUUUGGGGAGGAGCAGGACAAAUGCGUCUUCUUCGACGAUGGGCCCGACCAGAGGAAGUCGUCUGGCAGGAAGAGAUGUCUAGGCCUGACUUCACCGAGAAUCUGUGCUGCCACUCUUGUCCCUCUCUUUGAAACGCAUACUACAAAUAGACGCAUCAAAGUCCCAUUCUCUCCGUGUCUGCUCGCCAUCAUUGUCUCCGCCAACACCAAGACCGUACUUCAAUUACAAUAUCUCCAUUCUUGAAAUGUGAGCUAAAUUUUGUAUUCGACUGCGGACGCGUUCUUCUAACGGUUCUUGAGAUGGGCGGGCCUGGAUCUCAGCCUGCUCCGGGACCGAAGAGGCAGCACCAAGCUGGGCGUCAGGACAAUAGCUGGUGAUGUGUCCACUCAAUUGAUUGAAC
Acaromyces ingoldii is the source of this 4329-nucleotide messenger RNA. RefSeq lists its product as hypothetical. Gene Ontology annotation, biological process: actin filament organization; protein autophosphorylation; peptidyl-threonine phosphorylation. Gene Ontology annotation, molecular function: ATP binding; protein serine/threonine kinase activity. The record is from RefSeq and is a predicted model, not a curated record. NCBI's taxonomy places the organism in Eukaryota, Fungi, Basidiomycota, Exobasidiomycetes, Exobasidiales, Cryptobasidiaceae. Gene Ontology annotation, cellular component: cytoplasm. The transcript has 4 exons. The coding region runs from base 229 to 4011 and encodes 1260 amino acids.